Scomber scombrus (Atlantic mackerel) is the source of this 2482-nucleotide messenger RNA. Its product is annotated as phospholipase B-like 1. Gene Ontology annotation, biological process: phospholipid catabolic process. The record is from RefSeq and is a predicted model, not a curated record. Gene Ontology annotation, molecular function: glycerophospholipase activity. Gene Ontology annotation, cellular component: extracellular region. Bases 148 to 1764 code for a protein of 538 amino acids. The transcript has 11 exons. NCBI's taxonomy places the organism in Eukaryota, Metazoa, Chordata, Actinopteri, Scombriformes, Scombridae.
GCAGCCAAUCAGGAAACGCUCCGCUCCGCUGCUUUGGACUUUCCCUCCGUCACAUAUAUAACAACUGAUUUCCUCUUCGCCUUCAGCACCGUUGGCUGAUCCCUGUCUCUGUUCUGCACUUAGUUUAGGUUUUAUCUCCAACUAGCUAUGCUCCUAGUGGAGAGGCUGUAUGUCUUUGUUUUAUGCAAUGUGGCUGCGACCGUCGCCUCUUCCGACAAGAUGACAGCAGCCACAGUGUACUGGGACCCCCAGCACAAGAGCGUCCUCCUGAAGGAGGGGGUGCUGGAGACAGCGGGGGAUGCAUAUGGUUACCUGAAUGACACCCUGUCCAGUACAGGCUGGAGCAUCCUAGAGAUCCGUGCAGGGUACGGAAAGACCCCCGAAACUGAUGAGAUCACCUUCUUCCUGGCGGGAUACCUCGAAGGCUUCCUCUCUGCUCAGCAGAUGAUCAACCACUACGCCAACAUGUAUCCGCAGCUCAUCCAGGACCCAAAGAUCCUCGGCCCGGUUCAGAGUUUCAUGAAGAAGCAGGACUCAUGGACCAGAGAACAGGUGAAACUGAACAAGAGCUCCGACCCUCUGUGGAGACACGCGGGCUUCAUCGUGGCCCAGAUGGACGGAUUGCAAGCAGGAGUCGCAGACUGGGCCAAGAAGUACGGCAAAAAGCCGCUGUCCCUGUUUGACAUCCAGUUCCUAAAUGCAGUGGGAGACCUGCUGGAUCUGAUCCCAGCCUUGGUCCCCAGCUCCAACCCUCGGCUCAGAGACUUCAAACUUCCAGGGAUGGGACACUGCUCUGCCCUCAUCAAGAUGCUGCCCGGCUAUGAGAACCUCCUGUUUGCCCACUCCAGCUGGUACACAUACGCUGCCACAAUGCGUAUCUACAAACACUGGGACUUCCGCAUCACUGAACCCAACACUGCCACUGGAAAACUGUCCUUCAGCAGCUACCCUGGUUUCCUGGUGUCUCUGGAUGAUUUCUACUUGUUGGGCAGCGGUCUGAUGAUGACUCAGACCACCAACAACGUCUUCAACUCCUCCCUUUUUGACACAAUCACCCCCAACAGCCUGCUGGCGUGGCAGAGGGUCAGGCUGGCUCACAGUUUGGCACACACAGGAGAAGAGUGGGCCAAAACCUUUGCGAUGUACAACUCUGGUACCUACAACAACCAGUACAUGGUGUUGGACCGGAGCAAAGUGAAGCUGGGCCAGAGUGUUGAUGACGGCGCUUUGACUGUGGUGGAGCAGAUCCCAGGCCUGGUGGAGUACUCUGACCAGACACAGGCACUGCGCAGAGGUUACUGGCCAUCCUACAACGUUCCCUUCCACCCGAAGAUCUACAUGAUGAGCGGGUACGGUGAAAUGUGGAAGGAGUACGGAGAAGACUUCUCCUAUGAUCUUUGUCCCAGGGCCAAGAUCUUCCGUCGUGACCAGGCUGUCGUUAAGGACCUGGACUCUUUAAAGCACAUCAUGAGGUUCAACGACUACAAGAAGGAUCCAUACUCCAAGGGUGACCCCUGCAAGUCCAUCUGCUGCCGUAACGACCUGAGGGCAGAGAAAGCUUCACCAGGAGGUUGCUAUGACACUAAGGUAACAGAUUUCAACAUGGCUGGGGACUUCGGUGCGGAGGCGGUCAACGGGCCAACGACACAGGACGGUCUCCCGCCGUUCUUUUGGGAUAAAUUCAGCAGCAUCAGCCAUCAGGGCCUGCCACUGUACUACAACUUCACCUUCGUCAAGAUGCAGCCUGCUCUCUUCGAACCAUGAGGGGUGUGUGUGUGUGUGUGUGUGUGUGUGUGUGUGUGUGUGUGUGUGUGUGUGUGUGUGUGUGUGUGUGUGUGUGUGUGUGUGUGUGUGUGUGUGUGUGUGUGUGUGUGUGUGUGUGUGUGUGUGUGUGUGUCUUUCAGAGCAAUGAAUGCCAAAGCUAAAAUGUACAAUCUGAUGUUUCUGUUGAAGUUUACACAUUGAUUUUUACAAUGAUGACUUUUAUUUCAACUAUUGCUGAAAAUGCAGAAUCACACCUCACCAUGUGCUUUCUUCCUACGAUAUAAAGCUUCCACCUUCUGAAAUGUAAACGUUUUCAAACUGCCAGAUUUAAAAUCAGUAUUUUAUUAAAAAUGUGUCUCAGGGUUAAAUUUUACAUUAAUAAUGUUAUACCUGCAGUCAUUUGUGCCUUGAACAAUGAGAGUUACUACAUAAUUGUAUAAAAUGCAGAAUCAAUGCAGUAAAUCAGUUGUUAUUGCGUCCUUCCAGAUAGAUUUUCUUUCUCUUUUAUUUUGAUUUUCAUGCAUGCAAAUACUUUAGUUAUAAUGGUGAAUGAAACAAUCAGUGCAAUGUUAUACUCAGGGCUGUUGAUCCUCUCUAAUGAUGUGAUUUAUAUGCAUCUGUUUCUUGUGUCGGCUCAGUGAAAGAGCAUUGGGUUUAUAUUUUUGCGUAAGCCUGUAUUUCUUUGUGUGAUUUGUUUAUUAAAGUUUUAACAGUUGUA